UGUGGCACCCAGAGUCUCAGAGGAAGGUGAAUCUAGGCACCUUACAAUGGCCAGCUUCGGUCUUUGCACCUCGCUUCUGCUUUUGUGCAUGGUUAGAGGCAGCCUGCAGGGAGGAAUAAAGCCACAAGGAAAUGGACGAGGGGGUCUUUACCUUCCAUCCCAGCUAAGAGGCGCAGGAGGAAUGCAGCCAGCAGCUGGAUUGGGACCAGCUGGUGUCAAGGCUGGCAGGUACCCUCCUUAUGGGACCCAAGGAAUACCUACAGGACUGGGAGUACAGAACGGAUAUGGGGCUGGACGCGGCUAUGGGGGCAAACUGGGGAAGCCAGGUUAUGGACUCCCAACUGGAUAUGGAGCAGGUUACAGAGACCUUGGUUAUCCUCGUGCUGGCUUUCCCUUGGCAGGUCUUGGUACAAGAGGCAAGCCUUCCAACGCAGCAGGCUAUGGGGCAGGACUCAGUGCUGGUGGUUAUCCAGCAGUAGGACUACAGCAAGCUUAUCCUGGCAGCAUGGGAGCUGGUGGUUAUCCAGGCAACGGACUCCAGAAUGGAUAUGGCAAUGGAUAUGGAGCUGGAAGCAAUGGAUUUGCUGGCGCUGCAUCUCAGCCGGGUGGAUAUGGUGUCCAAAUGCCUUAUAGCAGUCAAUUAGGAGGCCCUGCUGGAGAUUCUGCUGCUGCCAAAUAUGGGGGCGCAGGGCAGCUCCCAUACAGUGGUCAGCCACAGCAAGCAGAGGCUGCUGGUCUAGGAGGAGACUAUGGUGCUGGGAGAUACGGUAAUGGAAAUGGCCUGGGAUAUAUGAAUGGUGGAGAAGCUAAUGGGCUAGGGGCAGGUGCAUAUGGUCCCCUUGCAGCCGGGCAAGCACAAAGAGGGUAUGGUGGUCCACUAAGCCCUGGACAAGCACUGGGAGGCUAUGGGGGGAAAGAAUCAAAGUAUGGAAUGAAUGGAUUUCUGGGAAAUGGGUACAGAGUUCGCUGCCCUUCUGGAAAAUGCUGAGGGGGGUGACAUGGCUUCAAGGAAUGACCCACAGCAGGAUUUAGGCAUCCCAACAACCUUUUGGUGCUAAUUCUGAUGACGAGGAGUACCGACAUUUGCCAGUAUAAAUGAUAAUGCCUUUCUUUUUUUCAUACUGUGUUAUUAUUUUAUUAUUACAGAUGUUUCAUUUUAAAAGUUGGGGGAGGAGCUUGCCUUUUAGGUUUUAAAGCCUCCAUCAGCACUUUUUUCCCCAAAAGCUCCAAUCACGGUAGUGAUCUAGUGCUAUAGAAAUAUUCACUGCAGACUUGGAAUUUCCUUUCUUCCUCCAAAGAACGUGACCUUAAAAACCUCCCUUCUUCGCAGGUAGUUUAGAGAUUAUUCCCAUCUGUGUAUAUUGAGCCCCAUACCCCAGUUACCUUUCAAUAAAAAUACAAUUGUUUA
Anolis carolinensis (green anole) is the source of this 1408-nucleotide messenger RNA. RefSeq names its product glycine rich extracellular protein 1 (gene grep1). The coding region runs from base 47 to 988 and encodes 313 amino acids. Lineage: Eukaryota; Metazoa; Chordata; Lepidosauria; Squamata; Anolidae. The record is from RefSeq and is a predicted model, not a curated record. The transcript is spliced from 17 exons.